AUGGAAGUGUCAGAGGAGGAGGAGGAUCUUGACUCCACCGUCGAACUUGGAAAGUACGCCGUCAUCUAUCUGAUAUUCCCCAGCAAGCAGAAGGAAGGUGUCCUGCAGAGCUUCAACGAGCUGCACCAGGUCUCGAUGAAGCAGGGCCAAACUGUUGUCAUCCAAGCCACGAACGAGUGGGACGAGAUUGCACUGGAGAUGAGUCCGAAAAGCAUUCUCAUUGAGUUAUCUGCAAAGGGCGUUGGAGCACUUGCCAGAGGGUUGUUCAUUGAUGCACAGGUUGGCAAGGCAAUGAUCAAGGCGAAGAGGUAG
Molecule: messenger RNA, 312 nt
Organism: Zasmidium cellare ATCC 36951
Lineage: Eukaryota; Fungi; Ascomycota; Dothideomycetes; Mycosphaerellales; Mycosphaerellaceae
Exons: 2
Coding region: 1-312 (103 amino acids)
Source: RefSeq, a predicted model, not a curated record